This is a messenger RNA of Pogonomyrmex barbatus (red harvester ant), 1857 nucleotides long. Its product is annotated as odorant receptor 13a-like. Gene Ontology annotation, cellular component: plasma membrane. Gene Ontology annotation, molecular function: olfactory receptor activity; odorant binding. The record is from RefSeq and is a predicted model, not a curated record. Lineage: Eukaryota; Metazoa; Arthropoda; Insecta; Hymenoptera; Formicidae. Gene Ontology annotation, biological process: detection of chemical stimulus involved in sensory perception of smell; sensory perception of smell.
UGUAAAAUUGUCAUUAAAGAUACGCGUGCACACAUCUUUUUCACUAUAUUUAUCCACUUGAAAGUUAUGUAAAAAAUCCUCCUUGUUACGAUGAAAUAAUUAAUUAAACUUCAUUCGGAAAUAGUAUUACCUCAUGCAGACGUUCUUGAACGUAGGUGUCCAAUUUGCGAUGAGGUCUGCUGGCUCGCACAGCUGGACUACUGGUCGGAAAACGGCAAAGGGAAAGGCCCCACGGCGCAUUGUCCAGCGGAGAUCGAACUUAGUAGUAUCGGCGCCUAGUUGAUCGUCUUCGGUAAAGGAGACGAGGUACGAUUAUAGCCUGUCACCAGCGCGAGGUAAGUGCGCGCCAAUUUUCCUGCUUGUUAGCAUAAUGGGCUUCCACUUACCCCGAAAUGGAUCGGCCAUUCGAAUGCACUUAGGGCCGCGGCGGCGUAAGAAAAUCACGAGGUUCGGCAUGACGCAAAGUAAGGAGUACCGAUCGGUGAGUAUUACGCGGCUCUUUAUGAAGCUGGUCGGACUCUGGUACGUCCGGACACCGAGGGAACAGCUAAUCUUGCGCGCCGCGUUCGUCUAUGCCGUUUCUGCGAUCGCCUUCGCUAUUCUUGUCAUGGGGGUUGAUUUGUAUCACUGCUUAGGCGACUUUUACGCUGUCACAUCUAACUUAUGUGCAACUUUACUACUAGUAAUGAUACUAGUGAAGCUAGGUAGCUUCAUGUACUAUCGCGACAUGAUAAUGGAUAUAAUUCAUUUUGCUGAAGAGAAUUUUUGGAAUGUUAAUUACGACAAGGUUGGCACUCAAAUUCUGGAAAAAUAUGACAAACUAGGGAUGACUAUGGUUUAUACUUUUACAUUCAUCGUUUAUUUUGCUACUUUCAAUUACAUCUUUGCACCUUUUUUCGAAUCUCAGGAAACAAACGUAACGGAGAAGAUUCUACCCUUCAAACUGUGGAUCGAAUUUCCAUAUCAUUCACCAUAUUAUGAAAUUACUUACACAAUACAGUCACUUUCGACAUUACAUAGUGGUAUCUGUACUUGCUGCUUUGACAAUUUUGUGAGUACAUUUAACAUUCACGCGGCUGCUCAGCUAAAAAUCUUGGCUCAUAAAGUAGAAGUCAUCGUCGAGGAUUGCAUUGUGGAUAUAAUGGGCCAGAAAUGUCCGUUGGAAACGGAUGCUGCGGCACUGACGUUCAAAAAAUUGCAGGAGUGUGUGCAGCACCAUCUCACGCUCAUACGUUACGUGCGUAAGAUGCAACGCGCGUUCGCCAUUAUAUUACUCGGACAGUUGCUGCUCUCCAGUGUAGUCAUCUGCUUUGGUGGAUUUCAGUUCCUCGCGGCGGAUGUGGCCAUCAGAAAAUGUAUUUUUGCCUUCCAUCUCGUGGGCGGUCUUAUCCAGCUGCUUAUUUAUACGUGGACGUGUAACGAUAUAAUUGUACAAAGUGCGGCUAUCUCCGAUGCCGCUUACAAUUCCAAGUGGUAUCUUUUAUCAAACGACGGUCCAGGGAGAGCAGUGAGGAAAGGGUUAAUUAUGAUCAUGAUUAGAGCACGUCGACCGUGCAUGUUAACUGCUGGGCAUUUUGCGGUUAUGUCCUUGGAAACUUUUACAGGGAUAUUAAGUACUGCGAUGUCAUAUUUUACGUUAUUACGACAAAUGAGUGAAGAUAACGUAUAAUUAUAUAAUAUAGUUUUAUGGAGAGAAGAUUUCUAGUACUGAAAUAAAAAAAAUUUACCCUGAUACAUGAUAUUUGAUUCAAUGAGAUGUACGUAUAAUUGAAUUUUAAAUUCAAGAGGGAAUUGCUUUUGCAUUACUAGAAUUUUUUCCGUCGGUAAGUGAACUAUUAUAUUGAAUAUCUUCAUGAU